Messenger RNA from Meloidogyne enterolobii, 591 nucleotides. The record is from the annotation of a GenBank genome assembly. NCBI's taxonomy places the organism in Eukaryota, Metazoa, Nematoda, Chromadorea, Rhabditida, Meloidogynidae.
AUGAAGGAUUCAAGUGCAACUAUAGAUAUUUUAUUCUUCAAAUUAGGAUCUAGUAAAAUCAAAUUCUGCGGCAAACGUGUAUUGUUUCAUGACACAACUUGUUUCAAAAGGGAAAAUAUUCGCAGCGCGGAAGGAUGGAAAAUUGUGGAUUCAAAUUAUAUAGAACAAAAAUACCAAAAUCUUUUGACCUUCCACAUUCUUCCAGUAAAAGCAAUGAGAGAAAGUAUGCAAAAUAUUUGGGAGCAUUGUGGGGAAGAUUGUGAUCUGGAAGCAACAAUGCAAAAAUGUGAGAAAAUGUUUGUUAAAUUUUCUAGUCAAGACUAUAAACUUCUGGUUCCUUUUAAUCCAAACAAAAAGACAACGACUAUAACUACAAAACAGACUACCGAAAAGCAACAAACAAAAACUUCAGAAGAAAUAACCAAAAAUCAAACUUUCGAUACUUCAACUGAAACUUCGAUAUUUCAACAAACCAUUGAGUCAACGAACUAUGAAGAGAAUAUUUCAAAAAUUAAAAGGAUUGCUAGUACGAAAUCUUCAGGAAGGAGCUUAACUUCCUUAAUGAUUGCUGCCUCUAUUCUUAUCUUGUAA